CGGCGAAGCUUUCAAAUAAAGGAGGGAGUUUUGUGCAAGCAAUGUCUUCAACCUUUCGCCGGAAAGCCUACGCUUCCUCCAACUCCAUCCCCAUCUCCCUAUAAAUCCCCGCCCCGAACUACCCCCUCUCUCGCACCGCGUCCUCCCCCUCUCCCGGAAAAAUGGCUGCUUUCUUCUUUGCCUUGUUGCUCUUCUUCGGCGUGUCCGGUGCGGCACUGAUGGUGGAGGAAGAAGUCGGCCUCCCGGAGGGCGCCAACUUCCCCGCGCCGCAGGCGGAGAGGCUCAUUCGCGGGCUUAAUCUUGUCCCGAAGGAGAUAUGCGCCGAUGCUGGCUCCGCCGCCGGCGCCGGCGCCGGUGCCGGGAGGCUCGUGGAGAAGCGGGUCCGGUUCCCUGGCCUUUCUGGUGGAGGUCCCAGCGUGGAGGAGCUCGGCCACCAUGCCGGCUACUACCGUCUCCCUCACUCCCACGCCGCAAGGAUGUUCUACUUAUUCUUUGAAUCAAGGCAUAACAAGAAGGACCCGGUUGUCAUCUGGUUGACCGGAGGGCCUGGUUGUAGCGGUGAAUUGGCUCUUUUCUAUGAGAAUGGCCCAUUUAGCGUGACGGAACACAUGUCACUUACAUGGAAUGACUUUGGAUGGGAUAAGGCUUCAAACCUUUUAUAUGUUGAUCAACCAACUGGAACUGGUUUCAGCUAUACCACAGAUGAUGGUGACAUUCGGCAUGAUGAAAACGGAGUCAGCAAUGACCUAUAUGAUUUUCUUCAGGAGUUCUUCAAGGAACACCCUGAAUAUGCAACGAAUGACUUCUAUAUAACUGGAGAGUCAUAUGCUGGCCACUAUAUCCCUGCUCUUGCAAGCAGAGUUCACCAAGGAAACAAAGCUGGUGAAGGAAUUUAUAUUAAUCUAAAGGGCUGUGCUAUCGGUAAUGGACUUACUGACCCAGCAAUACAAUACAAAGCAUACACAGAUUAUGCAUUGGAUACAGGACUAAUUCAGAAACAUGAUUAUGAAAGAAUCAACAAGAUUUACCCUGCAUGUGAAUUAGCUAUUAAGCUUUGUGGUACAUCUGGAAAUACUUCUUGCCUGGUCUCAUAUAUGGUUUGCAAUUCAAUAUUCAACUCAAUCAUGAAGAUCAUUGGGAAAACCAAUUAUUAUGACAUUAGGAAGCAAUGUGAAGGGAAGCUCUGCUAUGAUUUCUCCAACAUGGAGAAGUUCCUUAAUCAGCAGUCUGUUAGAGAUGCUCUUGGGGUUGGAGAUAUAGAUUUUGUCUCCUGUAGCCCUACAGUAUCCGAAGCCAUGAUGAAAGACUGGAUGAGAAACUUGGAAGUUGGUAUACCUGCUCUUCUUGAGGAUGGCAUCAAACUGCUUGUAUAUGCUGGGGAAUAUGAUUUGAUAUGCAAUUGGCUUGGGAAUUCGAGAUGGGUUCAUUCCAUGGAGUGGUCUGGUCAACAAGAUUUUGUGUCAUCACCUGAAGUACCAUUUUUGGUGGAUGGUGCAGAAUCCGGGGUUUUGAAGAGCCAUGGACCACUUAGUUUCCUGAAGGUUCAUGAUGCAGGUCACAUGGUUCCAAUGGAUCAACCCAAGGCAGCACUGGAGAUGUUGAGGAAGUGGACUCAUGGGGAACUUGCUGCUUCUUCCAAACCGGUCCUGCAUGGAGCAUUGUGAUCAUUCAUAUCGGGAGAAGACGAUCAUGUCACUCGCGAGAUGAUUGAAAAAGCAAAAAUAAUAAUUGGCAACUGUCAAGUUACGUCGUCAGGGUAAACAGACAGAACUUCACUAGGUUUGCGCAUUGUCAUGUAAUACUGGACUUUUAUAAACUAGAGUAUGCAACAAGCUUUGUAAUUAUUGAUCUUCAAAAUGUAAUGAUCUGAUAAGAUUCUGAUUGAUCGCGUGAUACGAAUAUAAAAAAAACUUCCUCUGGUUGUUCCA
This is a messenger RNA of Musa acuminata subsp. malaccensis (wild Malaysian banana), 1928 nucleotides long. Its product is annotated as serine carboxypeptidase-like. Gene Ontology annotation, cellular component: vacuole. Gene Ontology annotation, biological process: proteolysis. NCBI's taxonomy places the organism in Eukaryota, Viridiplantae, Streptophyta, Magnoliopsida, Zingiberales, Musaceae. The record is from RefSeq and is a predicted model, not a curated record. Gene Ontology annotation, molecular function: serine-type carboxypeptidase activity.